Molecule: messenger RNA, 943 nt
Organism: Eutrema salsugineum
Lineage: Eukaryota; Viridiplantae; Streptophyta; Magnoliopsida; Brassicales; Brassicaceae
Product: eukaryotic translation initiation factor 5A-2
Exons: 5
Coding region: 229-708 (159 amino acids)
Biological process (GO): positive regulation of translational termination; positive regulation of translational elongation
Molecular function (GO): RNA binding; ribosome binding; translation elongation factor activity
Source: RefSeq, a predicted model, not a curated record
AUGCAACAGAGGAGAUAAAUUUGCGUAAAUCUGGACGGUUGAGAGAUUGUAAUCGGACGGAUGAGAAAGAGGAUAAUAAUACAGCAACCCUAGAAAGGCCUCUCCUUCCUCCUGCGUAUAAAAAUUGACAUCACUCGCUGACUUCUCUCUCUUAGGUUUUCAUUCUCAAAUCUCUUCUUCUCCAAUCUAUCUCUCUCUCCCUCUCUCGUUUACCAAAUCCGUUGAAAGAUGUCGGACGAAGAGCACCACUUCGAGUCCAGUGACGCCGGAGCUUCCAAGACCUAUCCCCAGCAGGCUGGUAACAUCCGUAAGGGUGGUCACAUCGUCAUCAAGGGCCGUCCCUGCAAGGUUGUUGAGGUUUCGACUUCGAAGACUGGCAAGCACGGUCACGCGAAAUGUCACUUUGUUGCCAUUGAUAUCUUCACUGCGAAGAAGCUCGAGGAUAUCGUUCCCUCUUCCCACAAUUGUGAUGUUCCCCAUGUGAAUCGUGUUGAUUACCAGUUGAUUGAUAUCUCCGAGGAUGGCUUUGUUAGCCUUCUGACCGACAGUGGUGGCACCAAGGACGAUCUCAAGCUUCCCACCGAUGAUAAUCUGGCUGCUCUGAUGAAGAGUGGAUUCGAGGAGGGUAAGGAUGUUGUGGUGUCUGUCAUGUCUUCCAUGGGAGAGGAGCAGAUCUGUGCCGUCAAGGAAGUUGGUGGUGGCAAGUAAACAAAGUAUCGUUCUCUUUACACAGAGGAUAAUAUUAUUACCAGUUUGACGACAGUUGGUCAAUGUUAUAAGAACAAGAAAAAAUGUUUUUUUCCUUUUUCUAAUUUAGACCAUUUGUGUGUGUUUCCUGUUGCAAGACAAACAUAUCUAUUGGUUUUGGAUUGUUGAAAAGUUUGGUGUUGAAACAGGGAAUAUUUUCCUUUGAUCCUAUGUUAUCUCUUAAUCCUUUCACUUA